CAUACAGAGGGCUGACAAUACACGGUGGACCUCAUAGGGAAAUGCAAGUGUUAAUUAGGGAAACAGCCAUACGAGGCUCCAGGAUGUGAAUUUUGAUUUAUGAUUCGUUCGAUUUGUUAAUUAGGGAACUAGCCAUACGAGGCUGCAGGUUGUGAAUUUUGAUGACUGAUUUGUUCGCCUGAUUCAAUGUGAUUAAUUUUUUUUAUUUCAUUUGGUGGUAGUGCUAGCUGGAGAUGGUGGGGAUGAGACAGAAGCAGCGAGCCAUCGUAACUCCAUGGGUGGCACCGGCAAGCGUGCAAGAGUCCAACGUCACGGCAGAUCUUAUCUUGCCUCAUGGCCACCAUGAGUACUCCAUAGGAGCCACGCUGCCCAUGUUGAACAAUCUUUGGCCGCCUCACGUCCUCAACUGAACUAGGUUAUGAUUCAUCUCCUCAAUUGGCAUACUCAAUUGUCAAUGAUACCCUUGGCGAACGGUGCAUCAAUGGUACACCAUUAAUCUGUUCAUGCCACUCCUUCUUGAUGCCGGUCACCAUGUGGCGAUAGAAGGAAGCAUGCCCAACAUCGAAAGGAGGCACGUACAACAUCGUAAGGAAGCAUGACAAACAUCGGCCGGUGGUGUCUGCAUUGCGCCUAGAUGGCACAAACCUAACUUUAUAUGUCACAUUUUGUUUUAUGGAAGCAAACCUGAUUUCUUUGUAUGUAUAUUGUAGUUCCUUUGGAAGCAAUAGUUCAUUUUGUUUCAAACCAAUGCAGUGUUUCAAUGGUAAAAAUAAUUCUUCUUGGAAACACAUAUUUGUUUCCUUGGAAGCAAUUUAAUGGUACAUUGGAAACAAUUCUCUGGUCCUUUGAAAUAUAUAUUUUACUGUGCCGCAAAAAAAAAUACACGGGUGCACUGGACAUAAAAUUUCACCUAAUCUAAACAAUCUCUGAUUGACAUGGAAGCAAAUUCUCUAGCCGACGGAAACAAAAUGAAUUGUUCAAUUGCUAGCCCUUACUACCACGCAAGUACUUCUGUACGUAGUUCAAGUGAUUUGCUUAGAUUUUUUUUGAAGUUCAGAUUUGCUUAGAAAUUUAGUAAAGCAUGUUUCCACCUAUCACAAGACGUGCUUCCUUCCUAGCUCUCACCACCACACAAGUGCUUCACUAUCGUACAUAUGUAAUGCUUCAAGCACACGUUCAUGUACAUGGCAGACCAUUGCAUGCAUGAGCUUAGGCAUAUAUUCCUACAAAGCCAUCUAUGAUUAGGCAACCGGCCAUCUUUUAUGACGUCGUGGCAAACGUUCUUUGAUGACGUCGUGGCAAACUUUUCUUUAUAGUAGUAGUAGUAUAGUUAAUCAUUGGAAAUCGACAGACUAUUGCAUGAGCUUAGGCAUAUAUUCUGAAAUUUUGAAGUGACAAUUCUUUCGAUAAUGAUGACAUGACUUGUUCCGCCCUUUUUAUAUUCGCAGCCAAAGUUGUGACUUCUGAACUGCCUGCAUCACUGGCUUGCAUCCAAUUCUCUCACCGGUACAGUGGUCCUUAAUUUGAAUUGACUAGCAAAAGCACAUAUACUCCAUUAAUUGGUACGACUAUACUUGUUAAUCAUCUUGUUCUUUAUGAGCAUGUGUACCCCUCAGACCUGUAUAAAUGAUCGAACUGCACCCACAUAGAGAGACCGCAAACCCUAGCUCCUAGCGACAAAAGCCACCAACAAACUCGUAGAGACAGCUGAUAACUGAUGGGGAACUGCUGCCCAUGCAUCCCAUCGUGCUGCUGCCCGGACAGCCUCACAUCGUGCUGCUGCCCGUGCAUCCCAUCGUGCUGCUGCCCGAAAUGUGAGCCAAGCCUGGUUUGCAAGUGCUGCCCGACCUUUAACUGCACCACAUGCCCGACCAUCAACGUCAACUGUGGUGGCGGCGGUAAGGCACAAGCUAGAUAGAGAAACAACGCCCAAGUAAGUGAAGAGCGUUGCCGGCCGUCCGCCGUCGCCACCUCCUGUGCGAUUGUUCGCGGGUCUAUGCUCUGCCAAUGGUGUAGGCAUUCUGAAUUUCCGGUUUUUUUAACUAGCAGAGUGGCCCACGCAAAUGCGCGGGUAUCAAAUUUGUUGUGUGUUAAUAUGUUUAAAGUGAUUAAUUAAUAUGAUAUAUUAUGUACUUUGUUACUAUUUAUUUACUGCCUUCAGUUUACUCUUUGCCUCUCGUUCCCUACCAUCUUCUCGUAUGUCUCUUUGCCUGACAGUUCUAUCUCUGAUCUUGCCCGAGCUGGUUCGGACCUGCAUCUGCGUUGUUCCCUCUCUCCCGAAGAGUUGAAUCAGUGGCAGCAACUUGUUGCACUCUUUCCCGUGCUCUCGGAGGAGGCCGACCAGGUGACUUGGCCUCACACCUCUUCGGGCCGCUUUUCAGUUAAGUCGCUAUACUCUAAACUAGUGAAUGGCCUACUGCUCCCGGUUCAAUGAUAUUUGGCGGGCCAAGAUUCCUCUGAAAAUUAAAAUCUUUCUGUGGCAAGCCGUGCGUGGAAAGCUCCCUGCAGCAGACCAAAUUCGCAAGCGUAAUGGACCUGAGACAUAUUUCUGUAAGCUUUGUGGGGCUCGGGAGGACACCAAGCAUUCUAUUUAACUGUCAUCUCACCAAAUUUUUCUGGAGUGCUAUUCGGUCUUGGCUGCGUGUCAACUGGGCCCCUGGUUCCUUCUCUGAGCUUCGAUCCUGCUCUACAUCCCUGUCUGGUAUGAGCAGGCGUUUAUUUUGGGUGGGAUUUGCGGCCAUGGCCUGGGUACUUUGGACCACUCGGAACAAAUUUAUGAUUGACAAUGUGUUCCCAUCCAAACCCACUGAUUGUCUUUUCAAAUUAACCUCCUUCCUUCAGCAGUGGAGUGUUUAGCCCAGCUUUGUUUUUUUGGUUGUAGGUAGGUGGCCUGCGCGCCAGUAUUUGGGCUUCGAUGCCUUGUAAGGAAGUCGAAACUUGGGUAUUUGUGGUGUUCGGGUAUGAUAUGUACCUUCUCUCUAACUCGUGGUUUUAUUUAUAAAGUCGGGCGCUAGCCUUUUCUCUAAAAAAACAUCCAUGUAUGGCCCGAGGAGAAAAGGACAUGACGACACUGAACUAUAUAGUUUAAUUUCUUUUUCCUCUACUUCUCGAAUCCAUGUAUAGGCACUCUUACGACGACCUUUUCUUGAUUAGGUGGAUUCAACGUGCACCAUCCGCGCGAUCAAGUUCAUCGGAACGCCAGAGAGUCGGAAUGGAAUGAUCUGUCAAUGUGCAGACACGCUAGAGUGCCCGCACUGCCCAUGGAAUCAGUGUUGGAAUGGAAUUACUAGACGAAUUUUUCCAGCUGGAAAAUUUUGGAUGUGCCCGCACUGCCCAUGGAAUCAGUGUUAGAAUGGAAUGAUCUGUCAAUGUGCAGACACGCUAGAGUCGGAAUGGAAUUACUAGACUCCUGCUAGCUACAUGGGCCGUGGGCUACUGACCCAUUGUCGAUCCCAACCAUAAACCCCUAGAAGCCUCAGGCUCCGGCCAUCGUGCUCCAGGCAAGCAGCGCCUCCGUCCGCCGCUGCAGCACGCACGCACCAGCACCGCGGCCAUGUCCACGACCCUGAAGGAGCAGCAAGAAGAUGAAGCUCGAUCCGGGGACGGAGGAAGACGAUGAGGACUUCAAGGUCUCGUCUCCGUUUUGACUGUGAGCCCUAUGUCCCAAUUCCCAAAUAAUACUCCCUCCGUUUUUUUAGUCUGCAUAUAAGAUUUGGUCAAACUAAAACUUUGUAAAGUGUUACCAUCUUUCUAGAAAAAAAUAUCAACAUCUACAAUACUAAAGCUAUAUGGUAUGAAAAUUAAUUUCAUGAUGCAUCUAACAAUAUUGAUAUCAUAUUGUGAAUCUUGAUAAAUUUUUCUAUAAACUUAGUCAAACUUAACAAAGUUUAACUUUGACCAUAUCUUAUAUGCAAACUAAAAAGAAACGUAGGGAGUACACCCUAUUCUCGCUCGGGUAACAGAACUCUAUAUAUACUAGUAGUAGUAUAAAAAAAACAGAACCAUGUUUCAUUUUCCUGCUAGCACCCUAAUUUAUUUUCUUUGGCUAGCUAAUAACUGUUGGCCCGAUCGAAUCGAUCACCACGUAGCGGCGGCCGGCUACUGCAUCCUCCUCUCAAAUCUCAAUGGCGGCGGACACGGGGGUGACCGGAUCGCCGGAGCGAUCCAAGACGACCCGCGCUGACGACGACGUCGACCAGGAGGAGGAGAGGGAGGCCAAGAAGAUGAAGACGAAUCUGGACACGGAGGAAGACGCCGACGAUAGCGACGAUGAUGACGAGGAGGAGCUGGAGGUCCCGUCUCCGAUCCGCGAGCCCUACAUCCCCGACCGGCUAAAAAACCGCUUCGGCAUGGCUCACCCAACGAUAUCCGCCACCUAUCAACGCGCCGAAACCAAAUUCCUUGAUAAACGAGGCCGCACGGAGAAGCAGCUGCCCACGCGCCAAUACUUCAGAACAUCGCUCGUCCCUCUCCCCGACUCCGGGAGCAAGGCCGUCCUCUUCGCCGCCAGAUCCAUCAUCCGCCUCUCCUCCUCUCUCGGUGGCGAGCCGCUGGCGCAGUCUGCCGGUUUUUGGAUCGAUUGGGACGAGGGAAGCGGAACCGGCGUUGUUCUGAUGGCCGCGCAUCUAAUCUGCGCCAAAAAGCCGUUGGCCAAAGACCACUGGCGGCACAAAGACCGGUACCAGUAUCAUCCGGGUGCUCAAGUGCAUCCCUCGGUCCCACCUUGGAUUGCGGUGUAAGACCAUCAAGUUUCUAGAUCCCACUCAUGCCGAGUAUAUAUGGCGCAAGCUAAACAUUGAUGGCGGUCUUGUUGUUGAAGAGGUAUGUACAAUUGUUCCUUUAUCUUAUCUUUUGUCUUGCUAUUAUAUA
This is a messenger RNA of Aegilops tauschii subsp. strangulata, 4869 nucleotides long. NCBI's taxonomy places the organism in Eukaryota, Viridiplantae, Streptophyta, Magnoliopsida, Poales, Poaceae. The record is from RefSeq and is a predicted model, not a curated record.